Gadus macrocephalus (Pacific cod) is the source of this 2181-nucleotide messenger RNA. RefSeq names its product RAS-like, family 11, member A (gene rasl11a). The record is from RefSeq and is a predicted model, not a curated record. The transcript has 8 exons. NCBI's taxonomy places the organism in Eukaryota, Metazoa, Chordata, Actinopteri, Gadiformes, Gadidae. Gene Ontology annotation, molecular function: GTPase activity; GTP binding. The coding region runs from base 381 to 1148 and encodes 255 amino acids.
UCUCUUCUCUCUCGUAUGCGUUUGUUUGUGCGCGCACUAAUCCCGGAUGACUAAAACUUAUAUUCAGUUUGGUAUUAAAAAAAAAAGCAACGCCUAAAUUCGAUGCAUAAUCUGCUAUCGCUGCCCUUCUUUGGAUGCCCCACAAGCGGGAAGCGGGAAUUCCAGUCCAUUUUCUGAAUCAACGGGGAGUGUUGACUUGACCGCACGGACCGAGGACUUUACUUCGCCUGUCCACACUACCACGGACUCUAGGAAAGGGCCACCCUCACCCACCACUGAAGAUAGCAGUGAGGAAAGAUAGAGAGAUAGGUUUGGUGGAGGGAGGCACACAGACCGCCUUGCCAGACAGGCUGAUAACGGACCGGAGCGAGGGGAGCUAAAUGCGGAUCACAGCCGACCCAACGAGGACGAUGAGCGGUGGCGGCUCUGGCAACUUUCUGUUGGUUCCCAUACCGGAGUACCCUGUGCUGGACUGCGUGGUUCCCAACAAAAACGUAAAAAUCGUGGUGUUGGGUGCAAGCAACGUCGGGAAAACUGCACUCAUUGUCCGCUUCCUCACCAAGAGGUUCAUAGGAGACUAUGAAGCCAACACCGGUGCUCUGUAUUCCAGGAAGUUGAAUCUGGAGGGCGAGGAGGUCUCAUUGCAGGUCCAGGACACACCCUGCGUAGCUCUCCAGGAUGAUGUGGACGGGUUGUACUGCCAGGAACAGAUAAAUAGGUCCAUCUACUGGGCAGACGGCUACGUCCUGGUGUUCUCCAUCACCGACUACAACAGCUACCGCACCAUCCAGCCUCUGUACCAGCAUGUCCGCCGCAUCCACCCCUCGGGGAACAUACCUGUCAUACUGGUGGGCAACAAGAGCGACCUGCUGAGGGCCCGGCAGGUGCCUGCGGAGGAGGGGGAGGGGCUAGCCGCCAGCCUAGGGGGGGUGUACUUUGAGGCGUCGGCGAGAGAGAACCACGACGGCGUCCACGCGGCCUUCCUCCAGCUCUGUCAGGAGGUGAGCCGGGCGCUGGGCGGGGGGAACGGGGAGAAGCGGAGGGCCGGGCUCCACCUGGCCAGGCCCAAGUCCCCCAACAUGCAGGAGCUCAAGAGGAGGUUCCGCCAGGUCCUCUCCUCCAAGGUCAAGUCGGCCUCGGGUCCCUGAUCCCCGCGACCGGGAGUCCGGCACAAUCCGGAGAGUAAAACACGUAACGGAUUCAAAUGAUUACCUCUCCGAUGACGGAAAUCGCGCAAUUAUGGACCAGGUUUAUUUUUCUUUGAUUUUUCGGGAAAUGACCGGUUCUGAUCUGAUACUAAGAAUUCGGAAGAACGUUUUAGCCACCGUGUUUGAACCACCAGAUUGAAACUCUGACUUUGGCUAAAGAGGUGGCAAGGGAAAGAUGUCACUUUGACAGGAAGUUACAAUUAAAGUUGCUUCGUUGGAUGAAUGGACAGAUGGAUUGCUAAAAGGAUAAUGAACGUAUGGAUGGUGAGUUAAACAGGUGGUUGGAUGUUUGGAGGGAUGGCUAGAUGGUGAAAGGAUGGAUGGAUGGAUGGAUGGAUGAUGACUGAUUUGGAUGGAUGGGCCGAGUAGCUGAUGGACAGCAGAAGUGAUUCAAAUCCCAGGAAGCUCUUUACCAAAAGGAACCAUGACCUCACUACCUGAUGCCAUUCCGAUAGCCCACCAGCAUGUCGCCUGCGGAUCCAAAUGACAUCAUCAUGGUGUGACAUCAUCAUGGUGUGACAUCAUCAUUGUGUGACGCCACUAUCGUUUUUGUGUGACGUUAUCAUAAUGUAAGAUGGGCAAAACGCAGAGGAUUGUUGCCAAAUAACAGAUUCUUUUCUAACGGAUGGUUUGUCUCUGAGCUUCGCCCUUUGCCCCAGUCUCUCGCUAGCGAGCUGUGACACUUGAAUGGUUGGGAGGGUUAGACUGACAGGACGGUGAUCCAACCAGAGUGGAGCAGACAGUACGACCGUAACCAAUCAUGGACAGCCAGGACGUAUCUGUUUUAUACCUCUCAGUAAUGGAUUGAGCCGUAAGGUAUUGUAUUGUCCCAACUGUUUUGACAAUGUAUUGAUGCUGUACUGACUCAGUAUUGAUAUGUAUUGAUACAGUAUCGAUAAUACUCGAUACAGUAUACUCAGUAUCAAUGUGUUCAGAAUUUAUGAAUAAUAAAUUCUGUGUAAAAAAUGUAUAA